Molecule: messenger RNA, 2829 nt
Organism: Thrips palmi
Lineage: Eukaryota; Metazoa; Arthropoda; Insecta; Thysanoptera; Thripidae
Product: lachesin-like
Exons: 8
Coding region: 41-1159 (372 amino acids)
Cellular component (GO): neuron projection
Source: RefSeq, a predicted model, not a curated record
CCCCGAGGCCCUGCAGGCCCUGCAGGGUGCCCUGCAGGCCAUGGCGUCGUACCGCCGGCGGCGGGGGUCGUCGCACGGCCGGCCCGUGGUGGUGGCGCUACUGCAGCUCAUGGCCCUCAUCUAUGCAGCCACGAAUGACCAGAAGACCAACUUCGCCGAGCCCAUCCCCAACGUGACGGUGGCCCUGGGCAGGGACGCCUCGCUGCCCUGCGUCGUCAACAACCUAGGAACCUACAAAGUGGCGUGGAUCCACAUCGACCGCCAGAUGAUCCUCACCAUCCACCGGCACGUGAUCGCGCGCAUCAGCCGCUUCAGCGUGUCGCACGACAACCAGAAGACGUGGCGGCUGCACGUCAACCAGGUGCAGCAGGAGGACCGCGGCUACUACAUGUGCCAGGUCAACACCAACCCCAUGAUCAACCAGGUCGGCUACCUGCAAGUCGUCGUGCCGCCCAACAUCCUGGACGACGCCAGCACGCCGUCCGCCGUGGCGGUCCGCGAGAACCAGAACAUCUCGCUGACCUGCCGGGCCGACGGCUUCCCGGAGCCGCGGAUACGAUGGAAGCGCGAGGACCAGCAGCCCAUCCCACUCGACCGGAAAAACAAAACCACCGAGCUCGUCGGCGACACCCUUCACCUGUCUCGGAUCACGCGCGCUGAGAUGGGGGUCUACUUGUGCAUCGCCAGCAACGGCGUGCCGCCCACCGUCAGCAAGAGGAUCACCGUGGACGUCGAGUUCCCGCCCAUGAUCUGGGUGCCCAACCAGCUGGUGGGCGCGCCCGCCGGCACCAACGUGACCGUGGACUGCCACACGGAGGCCUUCCCGCGCGCCAUCAGCUACUGGGUGUACGACGGCCAGAUGGUGCUGACCACCUCCAAGCACACGCCCGUCACCACGGAGAACUCGUACCGGUCGCACAUGCAGCUCACGGUGCGCGACCUCAAGGCCAAGGACUUCGGCAGCUACAAGUGCAUCUCCAAGAACUCGCUGGGCGAGACGGAGGGCUCUAUCCGGCUCUACGAGAUCCCCAUGCCGUCCUCGGCACCCAAGGCCACGGAAGUGCGCAGCGGCUCCCCGAAGGAAGGUUCGGGCGUCGCCGUCUCCACGUUCGCCGCCCUGGCCGUGGGGCUGCCGGUGCUGGUCGGCGUCCUCAACUGAGCUGCCAUUGGCCGCCAUUUGGCCGAGUGACGUCAUCGGCGGCUGGAACGCGCUGCUAUUGGCUGAGGCUGCGCCGGGCUCCGCGGCUCCGCCAAUCGCGAGACGGGACGGGCCGAGCCGGACUCUUUGAAAACAGUGCUCUAGCUUACGUUUCGUGUUGUUUUUGUUUGUGCCGCGUGGCUGGUGUGGUUACCAGUGGCGAAGAGCCGCGAGCAAAAAGACAACGUCCCCGUCACCAAGAAGACCCCCGGGCUGGCGGCAGAGAGCGGGUUCGCUCCACGGUGUGCGUUUCGGAGAGGUUCAGGACCAACGCGAGUGCGUCGAGUGCUCGAACUGGACACGAGAGACUUCAGAGACAACGGGCCGGGCUAGAGGCACCGGCUAGCACUAGAGAGGCGUGUGUGUGCGUGUGUGUGCGUGUGUGUGCGUGUGUGUGUAUUCGUCAGCGCGACACUGAGCUGCGCCGCGAGUGGUCAGGGAACGGUCAAAGUGGUUCUCUUCAAGAUACGAAUGGUUGUGAGGAAUGUAUCCGGUUACCUGUGUAACGCUGCAAUGUGCGUACUUCGUACUUCCCUUUCAGAAAGCAAGGAAAUCACACCAACAUGAUGCUGUCCAAAACGUUUUAUUAAAGUAAUUUCAGAAAUUACUCAAGUAAAUGUUCACAGUUGGCCUGCGAGGAACAGGAUCGUCACCUGAACUGUGUCAUAGUAUACCUUCAUGAAACAUAUCUAGACCCAACGUAUAGCACUAAGACUGUUUAAGUUUAAAGAAAAUUAACUUGUUGAAUGUUUUCUUUUCUUUUGUCGCGGUCGCCUGGCCCGAGCCGCGGCCGGAUUUCGCUGUUUUGUUUCCGACUAAAGUUUGCUGUAGUCGUGAUUUGCGUAGAAGGGGCACUUUAUAGUGAUUCACGGUCAAACAGUAUUUUAUAAACUUCUUUCUAUUCCUCUUGCUAGUAGAAAACAGAUUGGAUACACGUUGUCGACAUCUAUCGCUUCAUAAAUGUCCUCGCUGUCGCUUGGAGUGUAAAAAAAAGUCAGUUGAAACAACUGGCCUGUCAAUGUAAAUAGAGGCGGCGCGAAGGGGAGCGAAACAUGUGUUUUUGUUGUUGUUGUUGUAACUUUUGAUUUCUGUUUCGUUUUUGGUUUAGUUUGCUCAAGUGUGGGAACGUGGGGAAUACAACGCCGUGAGGGUGUGGCAAUAGCUAGCGCUGUGAUGAACGACUCGGCAUGAUGAUGGUUGUUAAUUAAUAAAUUAAUUGCGUUUCGUGUAAAUAAAAUAUGUCCUUUAUGUACAGAACUAGGCGUCGUACUCGUCGUUAGCAGGUUUGUGCCAAAAUAUUGAUUUGCUUUGUCUGUGGCUUGCUGCAUAGUGUCGCCGAGUGUGGGUACGACGUGAUGCAGACCAAAAGAGAAAAGAACACUCACGUGGACUUUGCCACUGGGGUGCGAGGAAAGGUGACGUAACUGUUAGUAGUUUUUGGAUGAUAAUUUCGAAACCCCGAUAAACCUCUCCUGCAAGCUUUUUGUGAGACUCUUCUUUUCCCCGUAAAAAAAAACUAAACCUACGAAAAAUUAUGUUACGAAUAAAAUCCAAGUUGCUGUAUAUUUGUAUUAUGCCUGCUCGAAAUUGUCCAAAAAAAUAAAUAAAUCAGUAAAACAAAUUUCCCAUUA